CUUUGUUUUACUUGGUUGCAUAUUUCUUAAGAAUAAAUUCUUCUUUUGCAGGAAGAAUCCUCCAAGAGAGGCACCCCACUCUUUUUUGGACACCUUGUGCAGCACAUGUCCUUGACCUUCUUUUGGAGGACAUAGGAAAACUUGAGUGGGUGACUCCAGUUGUGGAAGAUGCAAGGAGGAUCACCAAAUAUAUCUACAAUCACCCUUGGGUCCUAAAUUUGAUGAGACAACACACGCAAAGGAAAGAUUUGGUGAGAGCUGGUGUCACAAGGUUUGCAAUGAUUUUCUUGAUGUUGCAAAGCAUUCUUGCUGCAUUGACUUCUUUGAAACAAAUGUUUGUGAGUGGAGAAUGGCUUAACUCACCUUAUUCAAAGAAGCCUGAAGGAGAGGCUAUCGCAUGCAUAGUCUUCGACAACCAAUUUGCACAAAGGGCUGCAGAGAUUGUGAAGGUGUCAGAGCCCUUGGUUCGAGUUCUUCGCUUGGUGGAUGGGGAUAAAACCCCAAUGGGAUAUCUUUAUGAGGCCAUGGAUAGGGCCAAAGAGUCUAUCAAAAAUUACUACAAGGGAGAUAGGCUCAAAUUUGAUCCCAUUUGGGAAAUUGUUGAUAGGAGGUGGAACAAUCAGCUCCACCAACCCAUUCAUGCAGCAGGGUACUUCCUCAACCCUCAUUUUAGGUUCGGGGGUUCUUACUCAGAUUCGAAUGGAGAAGUCAUGGAGGGCCUCAGUACAUGCAUUGAGAGGAUGGUACCUGAUGUUGAGGAGAGAGACCUCAUUGUGAGUGAGCUCCAAAAUUAUGAGGGAGGAAGGGGUAAGCUAUUCUCUUCAGAGCUGGCUAGGAGAGGAAGAACCACUCAAACCCCAGAUGCUUGGUGGCAAAAUUGGGGUGGAAACACCCCACAUCUCAAAAAAUUUGCCCUCAGAGUCUUAUGUCAACCUUGCAAUUCAUCCAAUUAUUUUUCUAGACCUUUUGAGCUUGAAUGCAAUGCCUCAGGAGAGGGCAUAGGAGCAAUCUUAAUGCAAGAUAAGCACCCUAUUGCUUUUGAGAGCCAAAAAUUAUGGGGUGGCAAGAGAGGUUACAGUAUUUAUGAGAAGGUAAUGUUGGCCAUAAUGCAUGCUUUAGCUAAGUAUCGUCAAUAUUUGGUAGGAAGCAAAUUUGUGGUCAAAACCGAUCAUAACAGCCUUAAACAUUUCAUAAAUCAGCGUGACCUCAAUGAUGGACAGCAAAAAUGGGUAAGCAAAUUACAAUCUUACAAUUUUGACAUAGUUUAUGUCAAGGGAAAGAAAAAUAUUGUAGCCGAUGCACUAUCAAGGAGACUUCACUUGUGUUUCUUAGGUGAGAUAGCAGCUGAUUGGAAAGAGUGGAUUUCAGUUGAAUAUGCAAAAGACAAAUGGGCUUCAGACAUUAUAGAUGGUACCAUUGGGGAUGACAGGUAUAUAGUUGUAAAUGAUCUCAUCAUUUACAAAGAGAAGAUAGUAUUGAUACCAGGAUCAAGAAUGAAGAAGAAAGUUUUGAAAGCCUUUCAUGACAUUCCCUUAGCAGGCCACCCGGCUACUUCAAGACUUACAAACAAAUUCAGGAACGGUUUACUUGGAAAGGGCUCAAAGCUGAAUUCUUAA
Molecule: messenger RNA, 1616 nt
Organism: Cryptomeria japonica (Japanese cedar)
Lineage: Eukaryota; Viridiplantae; Streptophyta; Pinopsida; Cupressales; Cupressaceae
Exons: 4
Coding region: 222-1616 (464 amino acids)
Source: RefSeq, a predicted model, not a curated record